Molecule: messenger RNA, 1239 nt
Organism: Rhipicephalus microplus (southern cattle tick)
Lineage: Eukaryota; Metazoa; Arthropoda; Arachnida; Ixodida; Ixodidae
Product: homeobox protein prophet of Pit-1
Biological process (GO): regulation of transcription by RNA polymerase II
Molecular function (GO): DNA-binding transcription factor activity, RNA polymerase II-specific; RNA polymerase II transcription regulatory region sequence-specific DNA binding
Source: RefSeq, a predicted model, not a curated record
AUGCCGACGCCAACGCCGCCGCUGAGGAGGAACAACCCGCCGGCAGCGCUUCUGCUGCUGAUGCGGCGGCGACGGCAUCGAGGAACACGCCCCGCCGCUGGCGACGCGGCCCUGCCUGCGGCUCGGGCAACCCCGAGGGACCGCCGGAAAUGUAUACGGCCUCCGCAUCCGGCACCCCGCAGCAUCCUCCCGGGCAUCACCCAUGCUGCGCCGUACCACGGAGCUCCACCCCCGACCGCGGUCGAUCGCCGUCCGCACGGAGGAGGCAUCACUCCUCCCGGCUCUGCGGAUGCGGUCUCCAUGGCGACGACCAAUGGGAGCUCCGCGCGGCUCCGUGGGCGUGUCCGGCUGUCGUCAGCCGCCGUCGGCUUCAGGGCCCCAAGGCUGGCCGCAGCGCUGGACGGCCGGUUCCAGCUGUGGAGCAGCGCCAUGGCGGCGGCUGCCGCCGCCGUGGCCGCCGAAGAUCCGCGGCUCCAGGCGCCGGCGGUCGGCGAUGAACGCCUCGGCGGCGGAGUGGUCUCGCACGCCGGCGGCCAGCAGGACUGCGGCGGCGGCGGCGACAAGCGAAAGGUCGAACUGGCGUCGCCAUUGUACGCGCUGCAGGAGCCCAGGCACCGAGACGGACAGCUCCAAGGACAGGGAGAUGGCGGUGCCUUCAAGAAGCUCAAGCUGGAGCCCGGCGUGUCCGACCUGGGCCUGUCGUCGUGCGGCGGCGGCGGUGUGCUCUCCACCGCGUGUAGUCCCACGACGCCCGCGAGGCGGCGCCACCGGACCACCUUCACCCAGGAGCAGCUGCAGGAGCUCGAGGCGGCAUUCGCCAAGAGCCACUACCCGGACAUCUACUGCCGCGAGGAGCUGGCACGCAUCACCAAGCUCAACGAAGCGCGCAUUCAGGUGUGGUUCCAGAACCGGCGCGCCAAGUACCGCAAGCAGGAGAAGCAGCUGCAGAAGGCCCUGGCCGCGCCGGCGGCGCUGCCGCCCGCGGCCUGCAACGGCAUGAUGCGCGGCGUGUACGGCCCUCCCCGCACGACUUCGUACGCGGCCUACGCCGCCGCAGCAGCGCACCCGCACCCGGCGGCGCGGUACCCGGCGUACAGCGCCACCACGGCGCAGCCCUUCGGUCACCAACCGGGGGCGGCCGCCGCCACGUCGCCCGAGGAGGACUGGUACCAGCGCGGCUUCUCGGCCCUCAGGGCGCCGCCCGCCUCCGUGUCCCAGCAUCCGGUCUACCACAGCUAG